Molecule: messenger RNA, 879 nt
Organism: Ceraceosorus guamensis
Lineage: Eukaryota; Fungi; Basidiomycota; Exobasidiomycetes; Ceraceosorales; Ceraceosoraceae
Product: S-formylglutathione hydrol
Exons: 4
Coding region: 1-879 (292 amino acids)
Biological process (GO): formaldehyde catabolic process
Cellular component (GO): cytosol
Molecular function (GO): S-formylglutathione hydrolase activity
Source: RefSeq, a predicted model, not a curated record
AUGUCGCUCAAGCAAGAGUCACUCAAUAAGACGUUUGGUGGAGAGCUGCGCAAGUACAGCUACCAAUCGCAAGCUCUCGGAGGCCUCACCACCAACCUCAACGUCUUCUUACCUCCUACCGCCAUUGGUGCCUCUGCCAAGGCAGCGCCCGUGCUCUACUACCUUGCAGGAUUGACAUGCACCGAGGACAAUGGCGCUCAAAAGGGUGGCAUGUUCGGUGCGGCUGCCUCGCACGGCAUCGCGCUCGUCUUUCCCGACACCAGCCCUCGCGGUGCCAAGAUCGAAGGAGAGGAUGAGAGCUGGGACUUUGGAACGGGGGCUGGGUUUUACGUGAAUGCUGACAAGGCCCCUUGGAACAAGCACUACAACACGUACGACUACGUCGUUAGAGAGAUUCCAGCCAAGCUCUCGGAAGCUGGCUUGCCCAUUGCGGUCGAGAAGGCCUCGAUCUUUGGUCAUUCGAUGGGAGGUCACGGUGCGCUGUCCAUCUACCUUCGGGAAGCGGGCAAGUACAAGUCAGCUUCGGCAUUUGCGCCCAUCUCGCACCCCACUGCCUGUCCGUGGGGCGAAAAGGCUUUCUCGGGCUACUUCAACGAUGCCGCAAAAGGUAAAGAGCACGAUUCCACCGAGCUCAUCUCUCAGGCUGGUGGGUCUUCCAAGCGCCAGCUGAACAUCCUCAUCGAUUCGGGUACGGGCGAUAACUUUUACAAGCAGAAGCAACUGCUGCCUGAGGACUUUGAAGCUGCUGCUAGGAAAGCUGGAUACGAUGCAAAGGACGUCAAUGUGAGAUUGCAGGAAGGCUACGAUCACUCUUACUUCUUCAUCUCGACAUUUGCUGGAGAGCACAUCAAUUGGCACGCAAAGUUUCUGACGGCUUAG